AUGGAGGUGACGGUGGAGGGUUCGAUCGGCUGCGGCAAGAGCACGCUGCUGUCCGCCCUGAGACGCGCGCGGUACGAGGUGGUCCCGGAGCCGGUGGCCAGCUGGGAUGCGGUGCUCAAGUCGUUCUACGCGGAGCCGAAGAAGUACGCGGCUUCGAUGCAGGGGCUCGCCCUCUGUUCGUUCUUGCGGACGGGUCCCUCCCUCGCUCGCGGAAUCAAGGUGUACGAGCGUAGCGCGCUGGCGUGCCUACACGUCUUCGGGGAGCUUCUGGGGGAGGACGGCAGCAUGGACGCCGUCCAGAUGGACGCCUUCCGCCGGAUGUUCGAGUCGAUGAAGCCGCACAUGGUGAUGCCCCGGGUCUGCAUCUACGUCCACCUGGACCCCGAGACGUGCCUAGAGCGCAUGCGGCGGAGGGGGCGCGACGCGGAGGAAAUCGUGUCGGAAGACUAUUUGCGUAGGCUCCACGCCAGAUACGUAGGAUUCGUGUUGGAAGGUAGGGUGCGAGAGGAGGACAUCAGGUUCGGUCGUCAGGAGUUUGCUCACUCGUGGUUCUCGGAAGUGUACGUAUUGGACGUGCGCACCAAUAUCCUCGGCCUGGCGAACACGCCGGUCAUCACGCUUGACGGAGGUUCCACCGUGAGCUACUUCGGCCCCAACAGGGCGAAGGUGGUCGAUGCGUCCAAGAAGCAAUCUCUCAUCACCGGUGCCUCGGUCAGCCUACCCGUGGACGUCAAGAUGGUCGGUCGGGACCAGUUGAAUGCCCUGGGCAUCCCGGAGGAUCAGCAGACGGCCAUGUUUUCCAAGUGGAUUGCGCUCAGCGAUGCGCAACGCACCCAAUUUCUGUCGACAUGGAAUGGGCUCGACAAGAGCGAUGCGGACGAGGUGCGCCAGUUCGUGCAGUCCAUGGUCGAGGCGCUUUCGGCAUAA
Klebsormidium nitens is the source of this 927-nucleotide messenger RNA. Lineage: Eukaryota; Viridiplantae; Streptophyta; Klebsormidiophyceae; Klebsormidiales; Klebsormidiaceae. The record is from the annotation of a GenBank genome assembly.